CACGUGUUUCCAGAUUUUAUGAAACCACUCGGAGCGUACGUUUACGUUUGCGAGCCUAAUCCGGAUAAAUAUUACAGUGACUUUCUAUUGCCAUUUUGGGAAAAUACAUAUAGAUAUUUUGUUCGGUCUGUUCUAAAAUUUAGAGUGUAAGACCACUUUUUAGUUUGUGUUUGUGUCAAAUACAAAUUAUCCUCGACGACUGCUGUUGAAAGAACGCGAGCACUUAUAAUGUAAACAACUUUGCGAACCUCCAUCCGGUGUCCGCGUGUGUUAGUUCGUAAACCGGUCGUACGAUGGGACCAUUAUCGUUUCUGAUGGAGAGAUAUGUGACCUGCUGCUUUUUAUGUCUCACUUUGGCCGUUUCAACCUUCCAAGCAUUUCAAGAGGAAUGGUCCACGGUUCACCUUUUGGAAGAGCCGGAGUUUGCCGCCCCCAUCAAUAAUUUAACAGUUCCUGUGGGAAGAGAAGCUAUUUUGUCGUGCACCGUCAAUAAUCUGGGGAAAUACAAGGUGGCUUGGGUCCGAGCAGAGGAUCAAACUAUACUGAGCCUACACACGAAGGUGGUAACGCAUAAUAGCCGGAUUGGUGUGACACAUGACAACUUAAAUACCUGGCAAUUACGAAUCCGACAAUUGAAGGAAUCGGAUCGUGGAUGUUACAUGUGCCAGAUAAACACUGCAAUUAUGAAAAUACAGGAGGGAUGUCUCGAUGUUUACGUUCCACCUGAUAUAAUCAACGACGACACCAGCGGGGACCUUUCAGUCUCGGAGGGCGAGAACGCUACCCUCUGGUGCAAGGCCACAGGUCAUCCAGCGCCGCGCAUCGUGUGGAAGCGGGAGGACGGCCAAUCAAUUGUAUUGAGGAAGGGCCCCAGAGAAUACGCCAGAGUCGAGACCUAUAAUGGCACAAACCUGAACUUUUGGAGAUUAGAAAGGAGACAAAUGGGAGCAUAUCUUUGUAUUGCCAGUAACGACGUUCCACCUGCAGUUAGUAAAAGAAUUGCUUUAAAUAUAAAUUUUGCUCCCAUGAUUAAAGUGCCAAAUCAACUUCUUGGAGCACCCCUUAAUACAGACGUACAACUCGAGUGCUACGUUGAAGCUUUUCCAAAUACUAUAAAUUAUUGGAUUAAAAACCGAGGGGAAAUGUUACUAAAUGGGAGCAAAUAUGCCAUACGAGAAGACCGGAGCGGAUAUAAAGUGUUUAUGUGGUUGAUAAUCAGAUCAUUUUCACCCAAUGACAUCGGAACCUACAACUGCGUAUCGACAAAUUCAUUAGGCAGAGCAGAAGGAACGUUGAGGCUUUACGAAAUAAAAGUAACUCCAGGGAGUGCCCACGAGGAUGCUUUGAGCAUUGUUGGAGGAUUGGCAGAGCCAGCAAGAGGUCACAGGACAAAUACAUGCUCUGCGACAUCGCUAUCUUCUACAAUAUUUUUUCUAUUAUGUUUUAUACAGCUUUUCUUGAGUUGACGGACCUUAUAAAUAUCAUGUACAAUAUUAAUAUCGCGCAUAUUGUAAAAAAUACUAAGUAAUCAUAUGGUAAAAGUAAAUUUAACUACCAUUUCUCAAGUACUCGUUAAAUGUUUCUUACAUUGAAAAAGUAUAGACUGUUGGGCCUAAUAGAUAGUUUGAGUAUAUUAGAUAUGAAGGCUAUGAUGUAAACGAGAUUCAUAGUAGAUAUGUUUGAUUUAGAACGGUUAUUACAUUUAUCUUUUAAGAGAAACUUUGAUCUUGUAAAUAUCGUAAUUCCUAAAGUCGGACUAUAUAUAAUGUGUAUAUAAUUACCCCCCCCCCUCUUUUUACGAGAUGUGUAAUUAUUGUGCUAAGAAAAAUAUUAAGAAUAUAUAUUAUGCUGUUGACAUAUACCUAUAAUUUUGCGUAUUUAUGAUAAAUAUCUAAUCUCUUAGCCAAAAUCCUGAGUGAUUAAAUUAGCGGCGGUUAUUAGUUAAAGACGUAAUAAUAUUUUAAUAUACAUAUAGCCCUUAAACUGUAACAAAUUAUAUCUGUGGAAUGGUUUGAGGCCACAACAUCUACCUACAACAAAAGAAUGCUAAUUUUUUCCAUAUGUAUAUAAAUGAGAUUAAUUAAUAUUAAAAAAUGUCUAUACCUAU
Messenger RNA from Sitophilus oryzae (rice weevil), 2107 nucleotides. Its product is annotated as lachesin-like. Gene Ontology annotation, cellular component: neuron projection. Lineage: Eukaryota; Metazoa; Arthropoda; Insecta; Coleoptera; Curculionidae. Bases 294 to 1466 code for a protein of 390 amino acids. The record is from RefSeq and is a predicted model, not a curated record. The transcript has 10 exons.